Molecule: messenger RNA, 1335 nt
Organism: Hymenoscyphus albidus
Lineage: Eukaryota; Fungi; Ascomycota; Leotiomycetes; Helotiales; Helotiaceae
Source: the annotation of a GenBank genome assembly
AUGGCAACCGCCAAUUUCUCCAUUAGUGAGGCUCUAGAAACCCUUCGCACCUCAAUUCCAACAUGGAAUCAACGUCUCGACGAAUUGAAUGGUCAAAUAGCUUUGCGACAAAUAGAACUCGCACGUCUGGAUGCCCGAGAAGAAAAUGGCCAACGUCCACCCUCAACACGUUCCCUCAAAAAUAAAGGAUCAUCAGAAUCCCUCCGGCCCAAAGAAGCCGAUGACAACAAUCCCUUUGCUAUACAGGAUACAGAUAUUCUACCCAGCCCCCCUUCCGCAUCACCCAAAUGCUCCUCUCCAAAACAGCAACAACCCUCCUUCUCCCCAAUACGCCGCUCCAGCUCCUCCAUAAAACGCGGCAUGGCUUCCAGACCGCCCAAAUCGAACGGGAACUUCCGCGAAUCACCUACCUCUACCCAACGUCAAGCCCCCAUAUAUAAUUCUAAUAAUGAAGCCCCCCCUCAAGCACAUCCUAAAAAUGUUCUACGAAAAAGAAGAACCGGUUCCAUGGCUUCCGGCGAAUCUGGUGUAACAUCCAAACACCGAACCCGCUCCAUGAUAAUCGUCUAUUACGAUAGCGCCGUGCAAACCGCUUUCGAAGAACUUGUUAGAUUUGUGAGUGGAAGUCGCAAUUCGAUGCGGAAGGGGAAGAUGGCAGCCAAGAUGGCAGAGAUGAAGCGAGCUGCGGAGCUGGAAGUCGAGCAAGACGAGGAAAAUGAAAGUAAUUUUAUGAAAAACAAUGGGAAUGGCAAUGCUAUGAAGGCAGACAGUAAAGCAACGUCUUCCAACUUAGCUGCCGAUCCCUUGGCGGUAGGUGAGGAGGACGACGAGGACGAAGGUAUGGGAAUACCACAACUCAAGUUCGUAUCAACAAGACAAAUGGGACCACCAAGAGCAAUCAAAGGACCCGAUCCCUCAAGUCAAAUCCUCGGCGCAGGAAUGCGACGCUCCUACCGGAGAGGAGGGGACAGUGACUCCCCCGAUAUCUUUGACGAGCUGGAUAAAGGACUAGAAUGGUGCCAAAGUCAAUGCGAAGCCGGGGCCCAUAACUUUCUACGAGAGGGAGAAUGCGCGACCGAAAUCACGAAUAUCAAGACGAAACUUGCAGAGGUCAAAGUGACGGCGGAGAAGGAAAUCGAGAGGUUGAAGAAGGAACCUCCCAUUUCUCCCGGGCGACAGAAUCUCUCUGUUAAACCACCAAGGGGAUUGAAACAGCCGCAAGUCAGGAAAGACUUCACCACGACCAAGGAGCUGGAGGUGGAUGAUGAGAUGGAUGAUGAGGGGAUGGGGGAGAUGAGUCCACCGAAAGUGGUGUUUAAGAGAUCUGGAGAGUGA